CUCUCUCUCUCUGUGUUCCCAGGACAGGGUUGGCUUUCUAGGUUUGAUAAAGCAUUUCCUUCCAUUGUCAUUCUAUACAGCCUCUGGGCCCUUCUCAGUCCCUCCCCUUUCGCCUUCCCCUCUCUCUCUCUCUCUCUCUCUCUCUCUCUCUCUCUCUCUCUCUCUCUUCCUGAACUUUAGUGAAUCUUGAGAUAUAAAGAAAGCAGCUGCCUCCCUUAAGCACAUCUUGAACAAUGAGACCUCACCUCCAAGGGCUUUAACUCCUCUGGAUGCAAGGACAAAGCCAGGACUGGCUCCACACUACUGGACUCCUGGGGAAACCUGACCCUUGGGAUGCUUUGAGUGAUUGGAUUGGAGCAUGGAAACCAGCACCACAGUGGCUGCUGUGAGCUCCUGCACCUCCCCACGGGUGCCCCAGACCGUCCCCAUGGACCUGAGGAUCGGGCAGCGCCUCGUCAAGCCCGGCUCAGACACUGCCCUGCUGGCCCUGAAGCACACACAGCAGCUGCAGCACCAGCUCUUCCUUGCCAGCCUGCACCAGCAGCAAGUGGAGCAGCUCACCCAGCAGCACGUGAGGGUCACCAUGGAAUCCCCUCACUGUGAGGCUGAGCCUGGGCCACAGGAGCAGGAGCUGAGGCAGAUCCUCAACAAGGACAAGAGCAAACGAAGUGCUGUGGCCAGCACAGUGGUGAAGCAGAAGCUGGCUGAGGUCAUCCUGAAGAAGCAACAGGCAGCUUUGGAGAGGACCAGCAACCCCAACCCCUCAGCCAUGCCAUACAGGUCUCCAGAGCCUUUGGAUGCUGAGGGUCCUUCCCCUCCUGUGCUCAGCACCUUCCUCCCCCCUGUCCCCAGCACCUCUCUCGACCCCCCAGAGCAUUUCCCACUGCGGAAGACAGCUUCUGAGCCCAACCUGAAGGUUCGGUGCAAGCCCAGGAAGGGGCUGGAGCGGCGCAAGAACCCGCUGACACGGAAGGAGAGCGCUCCCCCCUCGCUCAAGAGACGCCCAGCUGAGGCCAUGGACUCCUCUCCCAGCAGCAGCAGCACCCCAGUGUCAGGCUGCAGCUCCCCCAACGACAGCCUCCCAGCCGAGCACGGAGCGCUCCCUGCUGCCUCUGCUGUGGCCCACGAGCCACCCCUGGCCCAGCGCCUGAUGAUGCAGGAGAGCUCCCUGGCUCAGUUUGCCUUGCAGAGUGCAGCCUCCCUUCCAGCCAUCACCCUGGGACUACCAGCCACCACUGGCUCCAGGGGAGAGGGAGAUCGCCGGCCCAUCCCCAGCCUGGCACAGCGGGUGCCUGUGCUCAACGGGCCAGUCCUGCCUGGCACCCACUCACCCAUGUUCAUGCCAAGUCCCCUGGAGCAGCAGGAGGCUGGGAACCCCUUGUCCCCUCGGCUGCAGCCUGUCAUCAUCCUCGAGCGCUCGCUCAGCCACGCUCCGCUGCUGGCAGUGCCAGGUUUGGGAACAGUCCCCUUCUCCUUCACCCCGUCGCUCAUCUCUGCCGAGCGCCUGCCGCUGCCGGCUCACCACAAACCCCUGGGCAGGACCCGCUCUGAGCCCCUGCCCCAGAACCCCAAAAGCAUCCAGCAGCAGCUGCUGUAUCAGCAGCAUCACACCCAGUUCCUGGAGAGGCUCAAGCAGCAGACACACCUGGGCAAGCGUAUGGCCAAGUCCAGCGAGAAGCCCAGGCUGAGGCAGAUCCCAUCCUCUGAGGACAUGGAGGCUGAGGGGACCCUGCCAGAGGCUGCAGCUGAGGCCACAGACCCCACAAGGGCACAUGUGGAGCCCCCACAGCCAAGCAGCAGUGGGAAGGAGCCUGAGAGGACACAGAAGGUGCUGCAGCCUCAAGAGGAGCUUGUCCUGCACCAGGCCUAUCUGUGGGAUUCCUACCAGCGUGUGCAGCAGCAGCUCCUCAAACGCCAGCCCUUGGCCGAGCCCUCCGUGCUCUCUGCCAUCCAUGGUGGGCACAGACCCCUCUCCAGGGCACAGUCAUCUCCUGCCACUGCCACCAUCUCCCAUCCUGCUCAGGAUACAGCCUCUAAGACACUCUCCCUGCCUGUGCAAGAGCAGCCAGCCAAGACACACUUCACCACAGGGCUGGUUUAUGACUCAGUGAUGCUCAAACACCAAUGCUCCUGUGGGGACAACAGCAACCACCCCGAGCACGCCGGCAGGAUCCAGAGCAUCUGGUCCAGGCUGCAGGAGAGGGGCCUCCGCAGCCGCUGCGAGUGCCUGCGGGGUCGCAAGGCCACGCUGGAGGAGCUGCAGUGUGUGCACAGCGAGCGCCACGUCUUCCUCUACGGCACCAACCCCCUCAGCCGCCUCAAGCUGGACAAUGGCAAGCUGGCAGGGAUCCUGUCCCAGAGGAUGUUUGUCAUGUUGCCCUGUGGAGGGGUGGGGGUGGACAGUGACACCAUCUGGAACGAGCUGCACUCGUCCAACGCCGCGCGCUGGGCCGCCGGCAGCGUCACCGACCUGGCCUUCAGAGUGGCUGCCAGGGAGCUGAGGAACGGCUUCGCCGUGGUGCGGCCGCCCGGGCAUCACGCUGAUCCUUCCACUGCCAUGGGCUUCUGCUUCUUCAACUCGGUGGCCAUCGCUGCAAGGCAGCUGCAGCAGAAAGGGAAGCUCAGCAAGAUCCUCAUUGUGGACUGGGAUGUUCACCAUGGCAAUGGGACACAGCAGAUCUUCUACAGAGACCCUGAUGUUCUCUACAUCUCUCUCCACCGGCACGACGAUGGCAACUUCUUCCCUGGCAGCGGGGCUGCUGACGAGGUCGGUGCCGGCCCCGGCGAAGGAUUCAACGUCAACGUCGCCUGGACUGGAGGCCUCGACCCCCCCAUGGGAGACCCUGAGUAUUUGGCUGCUUUCAGGACCGUGGUGAUGCCCAUCGCACACGAGUUCUCCCCCGACGUGGUGCUGGUGUCGGCCGGCUUCGAUGCAGCUGAUGGCCACCCACCCCCCUUGGGGGGCUACAAAGUCUCUGCUAAGUGUUUUGGCUACAUGACCAAGCAGCUGAUGAGCCUGGCUGGUGGAGCCAUCAUCCUGGCACUGGAAGGUGGCCACGACCUCACGGCCAUCUGCGACGCAUCCGAGGCCUGUGUGGCAGCCUUGCUGGGCAACGAGCUGGAGCCUCUGCCAGAGGAAAGCAUGAAGCAGAAACCAAACCCCAACGCUGUGCGCUCGCUGGAAACCGUCAUCCAGGUGCAGAGUAAAUACUGGGUGGCCCUGCAGCGUUUUGCCUCCAAGCUGAGCUGCUCCUUCCUGGAGGCUCAGCACCACGAGGCUGAAGAGGUGGAGACAGUCACAGCCUUGGCUUCCCUCUCGGUGGCUGUGAUGGUGGAGAAGAGGCCCCAGGAGGAGCUGAUGGAGGAAGAGGAGCCCAUGAACCAGUGAUGAGCAGCCACCUCCUCUGCUCCCACCACGUCCUUGGACUCUCCUGAGCCUUUCUUCACCUCCUUGGCUUCCCAUUUGCCAUGUCAUCCUUCCUCCACUGAGGCAAGGGCCUGACACAGCCUGGACCUUCACCUGCCACCCCUGCAGGUCUCCCCAAAAAGGCUGGGAGGCCUCUGCUCAGGACUGAUGGAAAACCACAAGCUCCCUCUGAGCCCUGGCAGCUCUCUGGGGCUGAGCCUGUGGCCUCCCCACCUCCAGCUGCACAGAUCCCUCCUCCUGGGCUCUUCCUCAGCCAUGGGGAAGGGUGUUGGGGUGGCUGUGGUGGGUCAGAGCCACCCCUGGGGGCUGCACCCAGAGCUUCCCCCCCUUUUGCUCUGAGGGUUUUGCUGGGCCAAGGGGACAGACUCUGGUGUCUUCUCCCAAAGGGCUCUUCUUGCUCUGGUAGGGCACAAGGUGUAGGAACCAGUGUGCCCAGAGCCAGGCUGGGGGCUCAUGCUGGGGCACUGGGAGGGUCUGUGGUGCCCAGGAUGGUGCCUGGGGGAGGGGGCUCAUCCCAACCACUAAGCAGAGUGUGAAGCCUCUGGGGCUGGGGGCUCUGAUUUUGCACUAUAUACAAUUGGAUGUGUGCUGAUGUCAA
This is a messenger RNA of Colius striatus (speckled mousebird), 4025 nucleotides long. It is a transcript of the gene HDAC7, whose product is annotated as histone deacetylase 7. Gene Ontology annotation, biological process: chromatin organization; negative regulation of transcription by RNA polymerase II. Gene Ontology annotation, cellular component: histone deacetylase complex. The coding region runs from base 359 to 3388 and encodes 1009 amino acids. NCBI's taxonomy places the organism in Eukaryota, Metazoa, Chordata, Aves, Coliiformes, Coliidae. The record is from RefSeq and is a predicted model, not a curated record. The transcript is spliced from 26 exons. Gene Ontology annotation, molecular function: histone deacetylase activity.